CAAGACAAUGACCUCGAAGCAAACAGUCUUGGGGUCGCAGUGAAUUUGUUGCGCAAAACAAUUCACUAAGUGAAAAGCAAGCAGGCAUUUUGUUCAGUCACUGUCACUUCGUUGCCUCUAUUAACUGUGGCCACAACUCUUAUAAACUCUUUCCUCCUUUCCAGCUCAGCUCCCUACACUACAUCCGCCUUGAUCCCUGCUACUUUACCAGCCCGUCGCAGCCAUGGGGUCCAUGAUCUCCUCUGGAAUGAACUCUUUCCCUUCCCUCCGAGAGUUCAUAACGCUCACUCCCAGAACUUACGCGAUACUAGUCAACGUCUUCCAAUACUUCCCAGUCGUAACAAUAGCCCAAUGGCUCCUCUCCUACCACCCCGCCGGCAAAACCUCCCUCCGCACCUCCCCCCUAAACAUCCCCGGCCGCCUCGCCUGGUGUCUCAUGGAGAUCAUCGCCCCCCUAAACCUCCUCUACACCUUGCACACCUCUCUUUCCGGUGAUUUGAGUGUGCUACCCUGGCAAAAUCUGCUGGUUGCGGUGUUGUAUGUGGUGCAUUAUAUAAACCGUGCGGUGGCUUCGCCGUGGUUCGUGGCGCCGAGUAUGUCGCCGAUUCAUGCGUUUGUGAUGGUGUCGGCGAUGGGGUUCAAUUGGAUGAAUUCGAGUUGUUUGGCGGGAUGGAUUCUGGGAUAUCCAGUUGAUAUUCAGGGACUCGGUACUGCGACUGCUGGUGAUGGGGUUGACGGGGGGAUGGGGUUGCUACCAACUGUCGGAUUGGGAUUGUUUGUUAUCGGGAUGGUUGGGAAUAUUUAUUCUGAGAGAGCGUUGUUCCGGCUUCGUCGUGAGGAGGGUGAUAAGCGCGCUGCGAAGAAGACCGACAACAACGACACCAGCAACAAAUACCACAAAAUCUACGUCAUCCCUCCCAAGCAAGGUGUCUUCCGCUCCAUUCUUUACCCGCACUACGUCUUCGAAUGGAUCGAGUGGUUCGGUUUUGCGCUCGCCGGGACGGCAAUUUUCCCUGCUGGAAGUGGUAGUGUGAAUCCGAUUGCUGCAACGGCAACUGCGGCUGCGACAGUUCCGAGGAUCAGUUUGGCUCCGUGGUUGGUUCCAGCGGCGAUUGUUGCGGAAAAGUUGAAGGUACCGUUGCCUUUGCCUGCGUUGGUGUUUGUUGUGAAUGCCGUGACCAAUAUGCUUCCUCAUGCGCGUUGGGGACGGAAGUGGUAUGUUGAGAACUUUGGAAAGGAGGCUGUUGGGAGCAGAGGUGUUGCCGUUCCAUGGUGUCCGUGGUUGUAGCAUCGAGACAUGUACACUAAGAUGGGGAAAUAUGGUUACAAGAACAAUCAGAAUGAUACAUUGCAUUAAGAGGCAAUGCCUCAGGUGUUAUCUAGAACACAUUGUUGAAUAUGAAACAUCGGUGACUACGCACCACACAUGCUUCCCCUUCCAAAUACAAAUGAAAUAAAACAAACAAACCCACAUCUUUUGACCGCUAAAAGACAAGUGGAUGCUUGGUGGCGUAAACGCCGAUGUUGAAAUCGUCAAAACUGUUGAACUCCGUGGACCCCCAGAU
Messenger RNA from Aspergillus ruber CBS 135680, 1565 nucleotides. RefSeq names its product 3-oxo-5-alpha-steroid 4-dehydrogenase family protein. Gene Ontology annotation, molecular function: oxidoreductase activity, acting on the CH-CH group of donors. The record is from RefSeq and is a predicted model, not a curated record. Gene Ontology annotation, biological process: lipid metabolic process. Lineage: Eukaryota; Fungi; Ascomycota; Eurotiomycetes; Eurotiales; Aspergillaceae. The transcript is spliced from 2 exons. The coding region runs from base 224 to 1288 and encodes 354 amino acids.